AGUUCACAUAAAAGAGAGAAGGAGUAAGGACGUAAACGGGAUGCAUUUGGAUCGGGCGGUGAAAACACGAUACUUAACUUGUCGCAAUUAACGAAAAAAGUAGAAGUGAAUUAAAAACAAUAAAAAUGCGUACGUAAGUCGUUUUAUUUAUUUUUGGAAGAAGGUUUUAAAAAUACGUAAGUUGCAUCCUACUCCUUCUUCUGUGUGCGUGUUUUUUUUGUAAUAUUUGUAGCGUUUUGCGAAUUUAUUAACUGAUAAAAUAAAGUUGAGUGGUUACUAAUAGAAAUGUGGUAGUGGUUUGGGGGUAUUUAGUUUGCGACGGAGACGCAUCAUGGUGACUUUAAUGCCUUGUAAUUACCUAAGUGCACAACCUACCAGAUGUACCAUGAUCGACAAAAUGUGUGAACCAAAGGUGAAAAGGGCUCGAACUGAUGCAACCCUCGACUCCACAGAUCGAAAUCGACUGGUUGGUGAUACAGCGUGUAGUCCCCAAAGCGGACAUUCGUCGUCAACUUGCGGUUCCCCACCUGCAACAGCGUCGACGGCAACCCAAGGAACAGAUUCUUCGACUUCUUUGGCUUCGUCUUGCGCAACAUCUUCUCACCUGCCUUCAUCUUGGUCCAUCCUGGCAGAUGCAACAGGUGUUAAGAGUGAAGUACGCAGCCCCGGGUUAGCCGAUACUGAAGUAACGUCACUUUCUCAAGAUCCUAGCGGGUUAUAUGGAUCGGCAGUCGAUUUAGGAAGUUAUGAUAAAGAUUAUCCCCAAGCUUACACAACAAUUACACCUGCACAUCAGUAUUAUAAUAGUUUUAGCAUGCAACAAGCUUAUGGCACAUCGAACGCAUCAGCCGCAAGUUAUAUGACCUCAUCAAACUUCUACAACACAUCCUCCUACCCGUAUUCCUCAUUGAGCUCUGCGAGAAGUAUAAACCAAGUAUGCAAAUCGAGCGCGGGAUAUUUAUCAUCACCUUACUCAUCACCUGCGUCGCCAUUCCAAUCAGCUGGCCAUUCACAAAGUGGCCAAUAUUCACCAUAUUCAGGUUAUAAUACACCUGGAACUUCAUUUGCACAAGGUUUCUCUGCGCAGGGCAUAGAUUACAGCACAUACGGUUCAACAUAUCCAGAAUCACAAGCAUAUUCCACGCCAGGAUAUUACGCUUCCCAAAGUUAUUCACCUUACGUUAGUUCGCCAAAUUCAAAUGGAGGUAUAGGAGUUUCUACGUAUCAAUUAGCGGCCACAUCACUGCCAGACUGUCCAUCGAACGGUAUUAUUUUAGCAGAUGGUACAACAUCCUCAAUCAAAUUAGAAAGUUCGAGACGCUCCAGGGAUUCCUCGAGUAGUACAAGUGCGGAAUCGAGGGGCGCAAGGGGUAGAGGAAGACGCACGAACAAUGUAUCACCUACCGUACCUGAAACUAGUACUGAACGUGUCUUUAUUUGGGACUUAGACGAAACUAUUAUAAUAUUUCAUACUUUACUUACCGGUAGUUACGCGGCAAAAUAUCAAAAGGAUGCUCAAAAUGUAGUACAAUUAGGCUUCAGAAUGGAAGAAAUGGUCUUUAACAUGGCUGAUACUCAUUUUUUCUUUAACGACAUUGAAGACUGCGACCAAGUUCAUAUUGAUGAUGUCUCGUCCGACGAUAAUGGACAAGAUCUAACAAAUUACAAUUUCGGCACAGAUGGUUUUCAUGCAGCUGCGGCGGGUAGUGGCAAUUUAUGUUUAGGAUCUGGGGUGCGGGGUGGUGUGGAUUGGAUGCGUAAACUUGCAUUUAGGUAUCGGAAAAUUAAGGAGACUUUCAAUAACUAUCGGAACAGUGUUGGAGGACUUUUGGGUCCGACUAAGAGGGAGCAAUGGUUACAGCUGAGGGCAGAAAUAGAAAGUAUUACAGACAAUUGGCUCACAUUAGCAAAUAAAUGUUUAACGUUAAUUAAUUCGAGGAGUAAUUGUGUUAAUGUGUUAGUAACAACAACGCAGUUAAUCCCAACACUUGCCAAAGUUUUGUUAUUCGGUUUAGGAGGAGUUUUUUCCAUAGACAACAUUUACUCUGCUACCAAAAUAGGUAAGGAGAGCUGUUUUGAAAGAGUGGUUGCAAGAUUUGGGAGGAAGUGCACAUAUGUGGUGAUCGGCGACAGUCAAGAUGAUGAGGCGGCUGCAAAAGCUUUAAAUUUUCCUUUUUGGAGAAUAACCAGUCACAGUGAAAUUGCUGCAUUGUAUAAUGCGUUAGACAUGGACUUUUUAUGAUUCACAUCAUAUUGUCGAUAUACGUAUAUAUUUUAUAAAAUGUGUUUUAUAUAAAUAAAAAAAAAAUACUUCCAUAUA
Messenger RNA from Photinus pyralis (common eastern firefly), 2320 nucleotides. It is a transcript of the gene eya, whose product is annotated as eyes absent homolog 2. Gene Ontology annotation, molecular function: protein tyrosine phosphatase activity. The transcript is spliced from 10 exons. Lineage: Eukaryota; Metazoa; Arthropoda; Insecta; Coleoptera; Lampyridae. The record is from RefSeq and is a predicted model, not a curated record. Gene Ontology annotation, biological process: cell differentiation; positive regulation of DNA repair; multicellular organism development. Bases 332 to 2242 code for a protein of 636 amino acids. Gene Ontology annotation, cellular component: nucleus.